Molecule: messenger RNA, 4195 nt
Organism: Ogataea polymorpha
Lineage: Eukaryota; Fungi; Ascomycota; Pichiomycetes; Pichiales; Pichiaceae
Exons: 1
Coding region: 42-2135 (697 amino acids)
Biological process (GO): retrograde transport, endosome to Golgi; endocytosis; intracellular protein localization
Cellular component (GO): endocytic vesicle; Golgi apparatus; membrane
Source: RefSeq, a predicted model, not a curated record
CUUCAAGAAAGGAGGUCAGGCAGCCCCCGGUGCAUGCCGCGAUGGUCCAGUCGAUGGUACUAGAAAAUGAGACAACAAAAUGGAAAUUCAAAAAAUAUAUUCUUCAACUGCUCACUGUUGUUGUUGCAAGUGCAAGAGAAGACUCUAGACUGCAAAAAUACAUCUCCACCAAGAUAUCUGAGCUUGUUGAGAUUGCUUUUAUUUGCUCGACCUCGAGUCUGAUUCAACUUCGAAUCUCCUCUUUGGAACUCAUAGGGCAUAUCAUUGACAUUUAUGGCAACAUGAGUGACCCCCUGUACCCAGAGGUCUCUUUGCUUGGACAGCAGUCCGCCCAAAUCACGACGGCUAUUGUUCCGGCGUUCAGCAAAGAUUCUAACAUCGAACUUGCAUGUACUGCUGUUGUUUUGGCUUCCAAACUGCUGAGCAGUAAUAUUGGCCAAGUGAGUCGAAUGCAGCGUAUCGUCAAUGUUUUGACCACAUCUUUAGAAGAGUUUGCUCACGCAAAGGGCUCCGGCAAUGAGAUGUCCAAUGGAGCACCUAAACAUUUGAAGAUUGGUGAGGUCUCUGUUCUCACAACCAAAUCUCAAAACAAACUGUUGGUGUACAUUCUACAAGCGUGGUCAAAAAUCAAGGUGAAUGCCGCGGGUGAUUCAGAUACAAGCCAGUUGGUGGACAAGUACAUAAACAUUCUUACACCUCUCUGGUUGUAUUCGCUGCGCGAUUUCGCGAUGAUGAAGUACGGCAGCCAGUUUUUGAUUACCAAUUCCGACGAUGUGGACAUCAAUACAUAUGAACAGUGCUGGGUGGACUUUGUUGAGGUCAUUGGUGUGAUUGCAAACGAAAACUCUGCGCAUCUGAAUGAGCUUUUACGUGAUGAUGGAUCCAACUUUUUCUUGGUCCUUUUUGGUCAAUGCAUUGAGCACUUGAUCAAGAUCUCAUCCAAGACAAAACAGGCUAUGACAGCACACGAUUUCCGUGUUUUGGAAGCUUUGGCAGGAAUAUUGAAACUCAAAUCAGGAUUACAACUGGUUUUUGAUGAUUCAAUUUUUGUCGAAUUCAUUGAUCUGCUAGACAGGCUCGUUAUGAUUUCUGAUCCUUCGUUCAAGUUAAAGAUACUGGAGUUGGCAUCUGGGGUCUUCGAGUCUUAUUUCAAGACUUCUUCGAACGCCAAGAGUCCGGAAGAGCUUCAUAGCGAUGUGGACAAACUUUUUGAGCUCCUCAGGAUUAACAUGUUGGCUAUUGUUCAAGUCCUUCCUUUUAUCAGAGACCGGGAGUUAGGAAGAACUCCGCUCAAAGCAAUUGAGAGCCACGAUCUAAUUCUUUUGAAGAAGGCAUUUGAUCUGUCGUUGAAUAUGAUUGCAUAUCUUCCUGAAGUCAUACAGCUGGAUUUGCUCACUUGUUUCCUUUUUGCAUUCACUCUGGUUUACGAGCUUAAUAAUUCAGAUAUCAUUGCAAUUCUGCUUCCAACUCUCAAGAGGGUCAUUUCCAGUCUUGCACAUAUCGACUCUAGAAAUUCCACCACGUCUCGCUUUUUCCAGUCCAUCUGGAAACAUUUGAACGUUAGCAACAAAAAUUCGAUUCUCACGGUUUUUAUCGUGAUCACUACAACCGAAGAAUUGCACUUAACGGAGGAAGAAGCAGGGAAGGUCUCAGAAUUCAUCAUUAAUGGCUUGCUUUCCGAAGAAACCAGCCUGAAUACGAUUUCUAUACAGGCGAUCAAAACGCUGAUUAAGAAUAAUGAGAAGACCGGUCUCAUCCUGGAAAAACUAAUUCCUCGGCUCGUGGAUCAGGUGUACCAGUCGAAGCUGAAAGAGCCAAGGCUCAUUCUCGAGAUAUUAAUUGUGCUGACUAGAUCUGUCUCGUCGGACAAAAUCGAGGGAUGCCUCAAGAUAUGCGUUCCGAUCAUUCUCUGGUUCGAUGAAUUCACUUCACGGCGAUACGAGAACUAUUUGCACCACAAACUUCUUGAUCUCAUUCAACAUUCGCCAGCUCACUUUAAGUCAUUUGUGGAUUCGUGUUCCGAAGACCAAAAACAGAACCUUGAAAGACUGGUGAAACUAGCAACCGCUCCAGAGACUGAGACGGAAACGGUAUUAGAGAAGUUUUCACACAUUAAGUUGAAAACCUUUGGUUAAUAGAUGAGUUAUUUGUGUUUUGCCAGACACAGUUGGUGGUAUUGUAGCUGUCCGUUGGUGAAAAACUCAAUCACAGGCUGUGGUAUUUCCAACUCUGAAGCGUUUUUGAUUAUCCAAUGCUUGAGUUGCCCUGCCAGUGACUGUAAAGAGACGACCACUUGGUGGUUGAAAAUCUUCUGUGCGUAGGGGUGCUGUUUCAAGGUUUCGUAUUUGGACCCUAGUAAGCUGCUGAUAAGGAUGUAUCUCUUCUGCACCCACGACAGAAGUUUUUGCACAUGAUGAUGGCCUUGAGCUCUGUUGUAUAAUGAGUCCAACCGCUCAGUGAUAAUAGUAAUUUCUCUAUCUGGGAUAUAAAGGAUCUUGUCGAUACCAUAACUGUUUUCCGUGUCUAGGAAUUUGUCACAUACAAGAAGCUCCCAGUCUUCAGCCGUCUUGGCUUUUUCAAACACUUGAAUCUCACCCAUUUCUGGGUUGACAGGCAUAUCUAGAUCAAUGUAGUAAUCGCAUUCGCUUAAUGGAAUAACCAAAUCUGGAUUGUACCGAUUUUCAUUGUUAAAUCCCUGGCGCUUUGUUGACGUAGCAAUGAAUAGGGCCGCCCAGGAAUUGGAUGUUGGCUCCACAAAGUCACCUGGGAGCAUGCCCCUAAACCCGCUUUCAACAAAUCUCAGCCGCUGGUUAGGAUGCAAGAAAAAUGAGGAAGGGUAGUGAUACCAUUCUCUGCCUAUGCAGACAUUUUCUGGGACAUCGGUAUUUGAUGCAGGCAGAUAUCGGAAGACCGUUAGGGGUGAGCUAUAAUUUGACACCAGGGACACAAUUCGCAAAACUGAAACAGAGAAAAUGGUAGCGAACAAGACGAUUUUGCACAGGAAAGUGUAGGCUCUAGCGAAAAAGUACGUCUUGCCGAAUAUUUGGGUGAUUUGAGAAAUGAAGAACGAGGCAGAUAGUGUGACCAAAGGAUAAAUUGGGUAGAGGAAGCGUUCUUCUUUGUGGGGCUGUGAAAAGAAAAUGGCACACCACAGAAUAAUGGGGGUCUGCACUGUCUUUAUCUGCUUCAGGUUAAAUUUCUCGAAUGCGACUGGCGACAAAAGUCCCAACACGGCCAAAGGCAGCACGAGAUUAAAGUUAAGUAGGAGGUUGUGGACGUAGUAAGUCAAUGGUUCAGUUCCGAAUAUGUUGGGACCUGUCUUUUCAUCCGAGUGGAGUACAUUGUACAGCACAAUGUUCAAUGGGACAAAAGUGGUUUCUCUGUAGAACAAAGUAUCGAUUUGCAGGAUGACAAUAGAGAUAAAUAAGAUUGCAGCAAACCCUAGAGCACCGAAAGUGAGUAACUGGGAGUACGACCUUCUGGAUAUGAGUGCGAAUGAAACGUAGAGGCCAAAAGGAACGACCAGGGCAAAGCAAAAUGGCCAUCCUACAAGACCUCCAACCACGAAGAAAAGAAUUGCCAUAGUGAAAUGUCUCUUUCUUGCGAUCAUAGAUUCCGUAUACAUGUGAUUCAGUAGCUUGAGACUCUCGUCAUAUUCUGGAGCCUUUGUCUUGAUCAAAGAUCGCAGCUUUUCGUUAAUGUUGUUUUGAAUCUUCAAGAUAAACCUGUCAUAUUUCAAAUAGUUGACUAUUGAGGCGGUAGCCAGAAGCGUGAAAAUCAUGCCGAACGAGCUGGGUAGAAGACUUAUAGAUGCGUGGGACAUACCAGGAUUCACUGCUUGCAAGAUCAGAAACCAAUUGGACACAUCAGGCGAAACGUAUGCCAGAGUGUUUGCCAAAUGUAUCUCGGCAGAUGCUGUGGAAAGGGCAAUGGCAAGCCUCACAAGAUAAAAUUGUAAAUAUGGUGGAAUCUGCACACUUGGUACCAAUGCUGCAAUAAUCCUCAGCGGCUUAUUGAAAAUGGUGAAGGAAAGAAGGUAAGCGUACGACCGGAUAGCAUAUUCGGGCGAAUAUUCCCACGUUUGCUUCCCAAAAAGCCUCGUAAGCAGAUUCAAAGGCUCCCAAUAGUUGAACACCUCAUCGCAAUCGGAUAUGAUGCCGUAAAAGGCCUCGAGCGUUCUGGAACACAAUAAUAU